Molecule: messenger RNA, 792 nt
Organism: Dreissena polymorpha
Lineage: Eukaryota; Metazoa; Mollusca; Bivalvia; Myida; Dreissenidae
Product: opsin-VA-like
Exons: 3
Coding region: 1-792 (263 amino acids)
Biological process (GO): G protein-coupled receptor signaling pathway
Cellular component (GO): membrane
Molecular function (GO): G protein-coupled receptor activity
Source: RefSeq, a predicted model, not a curated record
AUGUCAGAGGCCUCUUGUGUCUACGAAGCGUUCGUCAACUAUUACUUCGGCACAUCGUCCAUGUUCUACCACGUAUGUAUCACCAUUAGACGUUACCUGGGUAUAGUGGCUUUGCCACUCAAUAACGCCCCUAUCGAGAAAUGGCGCGUCGCUCUAGCUUUUGCGGGGUGCCAACUCCUCUCGCUGGUUCUCGCGGUCUCGCCGCUGCUCGGAUUCGGGUCUUAUGGGCUCGAGGCGCACGGAACCAGCUGCGGACUCGCCUUAAACGACAGAAGCAGCACCGGCAAGGCUUAUCUGAUCGGGAUAGGAACAGUGUGCUACGCCCUACCUGUGACUAUCACGAGCAUCUUCUACGUGCUGAUCAUCAAAACGAUAAGGGUACAGCAGUCGACAGUUCGAGUGAUGCUCGCUUCGAGCAAACAUGCGAAAAAAAGAAAACAAGAAGAGGUGCAUCUUGUUAUAACUUCAUUGGGCUUAGUCUUGGCAUUCGUUGUGUCUUGGACGCCUUACGGAAUCGUGUCAUUCUACACGGUAUUCGGAAACCCGGACACCAUUAAUCCGAUCAUAUCCCGCAUGUCCGCAUGGUUCGCUAAGUCGGUGGUUGUCUGGAAUCCGAUAAUAUAUGCCCUACUGAGCAAAAGCUUUCGCCAGAAAGCGGUGCAGUUGGUGCGCUGUAGCGACGCUUCGUAUGUGGCCACUCGGCCGCAGAAAGCCACGGAGUUAGGGUGUGCCACGGCUGAAAGCGACUGCACAAUCCGACCAACGCGAGCAAUCAACGGAAAUAUUCUGUAG